This is a messenger RNA of Vanderwaltozyma polyspora DSM 70294, 4116 nucleotides long. RefSeq names its product mitotic regulator LTE1 (gene LTE1). Gene Ontology annotation, molecular function: guanyl-nucleotide exchange factor activity. NCBI's taxonomy places the organism in Eukaryota, Fungi, Ascomycota, Saccharomycetes, Saccharomycetales, Saccharomycetaceae. Gene Ontology annotation, biological process: positive regulation of GTPase activity; Ras protein signal transduction. Gene Ontology annotation, cellular component: plasma membrane. Bases 1 to 4116 code for a protein of 1371 amino acids. The record is from RefSeq and is a predicted model, not a curated record. The transcript has a single exon.
AUGAAUGCUGAAAGUAUAUUUAGCCGACAUGACUAUUAUCCAACUCCUUCUGGAAAUGUGAUUACAUAUAAGCAGCCAUCGUUAACUAGAAAAAGAAGAGCAGUAAUAAAAGCUGAUACAUAUGCAUUGAUUGUUUAUCUUUCUUCUCCUAUCGAUGCUGUAGAUUAUACUAUUGUAUCAGAUUUCUUUCUGAUAUAUAGAAACUUUAUUUCUCCAGUUGAACUUUAUGAUCUUUUAAUAUCAAGAUUUAGAUGGUGUGUUAAGGAAUCUAUGAAAAUUAAUAGCGAUAAUACAGAUGAAAGAUAUAAUCCUAAAAAAAUUGGUGAAGUAGCGUUGGUUAGAACUUUUGUAUUACUAAGACAUUGGAUUUUGAAUUAUUUCGUUACUGAUUUUUUACCAGACCUAAAGUUAAGAUUAAGAUUUGAAAAAUUUUUAAAUUCUGAUUACAAUGAUAAAUUCAAAAUAAUAACUUCAUCAAUAAUUAGUCUGAAAAAGGCAUGGCUACAAAGUUGCAAAAAUGUAUGGGUGAACCUGGAUUUUGAAGAGCCUGAAAUGAUAGGCAAUGAUACUAGUUGGUCCAAGUACAUCAUAAAAGAUGUUUCUGAAAUAGAAGAAGACAAGAAACGUAAUAGCCGUCUAAGUGAUUAUGCAUUAAAUGAAUUGACAAGUCCAAGUUUUAGAAAUUCUAAUGUCCUUUCACAAUUUAAGAGUACUGACAUAUUCACAAUACCCACUGAUGACAAUUCGAAGAAUAAUAGAACUGGCUCAAUGGUUCUAUUCCCUAAAGAUACUUUAGCUGUCGAUAAGGAAAUUCCAGACAUUGAUAAAUAUGAAUUAAAUCAAAGCAAUAGUAAUAAUACAGAAGUAACUGCACAAACUGAAAACCAGAGAAAAAUAGGACAUUUAUCAAAAAUUGCAAACAUUUCAACAAUAAUAAAAGACUUGGAUUAUCCAAAUUCUCCUGCAUUAGAUACAAUUAUACCCCCAACUCCAGCGAAGAAAGUUGAAUUCAUUUUAAGUUCAUCUUAUCUGCCUGAAGAAUUAAACGAAUCAUCAUUUUCUUCAAAUGACGAUGAAGAAAAAGGAGAGAACACUAAUACGGAAACAAAAUCCACUUUAAAUACAAAUAUUCUACGUAUUUCAGAUGGUCCUGGAGGAUUAUUAAAUAAAUGGAAGAUUAACCAUAAUGAUACCGGCGAAAAGAAGAAUGAUAUAUAUAAAUUAUCAAGUGUGAAUGCCUCAAAGCCUGAGCUAGAUAAUUUUGUGAAAUAUGUCAUCUCAAUCUCCUCCAUCACAACUUCAAAAGCUGACGAUGAGCAAAUUCUGAAUACUAUCAAUUCAAAGUUUGAUAUAUUGAGUGCGAGAACAAUCGAUGAAGUAGAAUAUUUGAUUAAUGUUGAGAAUACAUUAUUGAAGAAAAUAUACCAACGAACUUCAAACCUACCAAUUUUAUCAAAAGAACUGGAGAAAAAAACUAGUAAAAAUGAGGAAGUACAGGAAUUUAGCACAUUAGACAAUCUAAAUCUAUAUCAGACCGUUAGUUCAAUUGCAAAUUCUGUGAUUUCCUUGUCAAAUUCAUUGACAAAAAGAGAAAUUCAAAAAUCAUCGUCGCCAUUUCAAAAUAUUUAUAGAAGCAGAAGAGCCAAGAGUGCAAGUGAUUUCAUUAAUUUAUCUAAACGCCAUUCUACAAUAUCCAUUACAGAAAAUGGUAACAUCGAACAAGCCUUCAAAGUAAAUAGUAAUGGCCCUCAAAGAUUAGUUUUUCAAGAUCUUCCUGAAAACUCAGCACCAAUUUUCGAAAAGAGUACUUCGUUAAAAGGAAAUGAUUAUAUUUUCUCCCCAGUACAAGGAAACUUAUUUAAUGCAAAAGAUCCACAGGGGGGUUCUCCAUUAAAGCAUGUAUUGCACAACCCUAUUGAUGAGAUUUCAGAACACGAUAGUAAUAAUACAGCGUCAAUUGCAUCAACUAUAUCUUACGAUUCAUUAUUAUCAAAUAGUGAUAAAAGAUCAAGCUAUGCAUCAAAGAAUUCUUCAAAAAUAAAUAUGUUUGAUGAUAAUAAUCAGAAAUUAAAGAGAAAAGGCGCAAAGGCAAACCUUCGAGAAUUUACUUUUGAAGAUUUGCCAGCUAAAAAUGGGAAUAAAUCAGAAUCAGACAAUAUGGAAAAAGCAAACAACAGGUUGUCUACAAAAAGCUUAGGCCAAGAGUCAAAUGAUUCUGCAUCAUUGAAUAGAGCAGUUACUCCUGCAAGUGGAAGAAUUAGCAUUAUCAAACCAAAACAUUUAUCUACUAGCUCUCAAUCUCUUUCUUCAAUUUCAGAACUUACAGAAUCAAGAAUGAGCAGAGACUCAGUGUCUAUAUCCAAAAUUGAUGAAAUCUCGAUCCCAGAGCCUGAGGGCAUCAAUGAUACUCCUUCAACAACUUCAUAUAAUUCAUGUGUUAACCACGACAUCCUGGAAAAUGAAAUUGAUGUUAUAGAAAAACGUCUAACUGAAAUUGGUUUGGAUGCACUUGAUGAAGUAUCUGCUAUCAGAAGGUCGUACUCCAACAAAUUUAAUGACGCAGUAAGUUCUGAUGGCUCCAUGAAGUCUGUUAAAGGAACUAUUGAAUUACAACAAAGACCUGUUAUUGUUGAGGAAAAUGUGUCUCCACAACAUUCUUUAGCAAACAUUCAAAAUUUACAGAGGGAAGAAUCAUCAAGAUUUCUUGAAGUAGACAAUAAAUCUUUAAUUGACAGGAGGUCUCACAUUUUAAGCGCAAGUUCAAAUCUUAAUUAUAGUUCUGAAAACGAAAGCAUGGAUUUUGCAUCUCCAAUGAAAGAUAUGGAACAGUUAAAAAAUAGAUUUUUAAGUGCUGAUGAUAAGAGUAUUGAAGAUGAAUCUGAUGAUAAAUUGACUGAAGGCAUCAUUGAAAAGAGUGAACCAGAUAAGAAAGAAAGCAACCGAAGUUCAAUGGAAACCAAAGGAUUACUUGAUAUCAAAAAUAUUCCCGACGAAUCUGUUAGUGGCGAUCCUUUAACUGUUGCAUUAAUGAAGCUGGAAGGAACCUACAAACAAAAACUGGAUCCAAAUUCACCAAUUAAAAGUGACUCCUCUGGUGUACUUGAUUCUGUGAAAGAUCUCGACAUUUCUAGUAUCCCAUCAAAUCCAAAUGGCAAUACAAAUAAACGGAGGUCAUUAUUUUUAGAAAGAAGAAGACAAACAAUUAUGAAUAUACCAAUUACUCCAGAAGCUACCAAUGAUGAAGAUUACAAAAAUAUUAUCGGUUUCACUGACAAUGUACCGAUAAACAUAGAUGAGCUAUUUAAAGAGUAUAAGAUCGAGGAUCCAAGAUUAUUGAUUAAGAAUAAGGCAAACCAUAUACCAUUCAUUUUGAUGUACGAUUCAAUUUCAAUAGCUAAGCAACUAACCCUGAUCGAAAAAGAAAUUUUACUAGAAAUAGAUUGGCAAGAAAUGUUGGAUUUGAAGUCUACAAUAGAAGGUCCACAUGCCACUAGUUGGCUCCAGUUAUUAAUCCAAAAUGAAAACCUAUCAGGCAUUGAUUUAGCUAUCUCCCGUUUCAAUUUAGUAGUAGAUUGGAUAGUAUCUGAAAUUGUUUUAACAACUGAUACAAAAUUAAAAAGAAAUGUAAUCCAAAGAUAUAUUCAUGUUGCCGACCAUUGUAAAAGAAUGCAAAACUAUAAUUCAAUGAUGCAAAUUAUUCUUGCGUUGAAUUCUUCUACUAUUCAGAAAUACAUAGAGACAUGGCGCUUAAUCGAACCUGGUGAUUUGUUAACUUGGCAGGAAUUAAAAUCGAUUCCAUCAUUGGAUAAAAAUCAUAACACAGUCAGAAGUUUAUUAAAUUCUGUAGAUCCAUUAAAGGGCUGCAUUCCAUUUAUUGUCGUAUAUUUAUCAGAUUUAUCAUUAAAUUCUGAAAAGAGAGAUUGGAUUAUAGAAAAUCAAAUUGUAAACUAUAACAAACAUGACACUGGCGUCCAAAUUGUCAAGAAUUUUAUUCAAAGGGUUCAAUGGUCAAAAUUCUAUGACUUUGAUGUAGAUCAUGAAUUAUUGAGUAAAUGUGUUUACAUUUCAGCCUUAUCAAAAGAAGAAAUAAUAUUGGCCACAUCUGACAAUUCAUAG